GUGCUCAUCGUCGGCAUGGGAAAGGCGGAUGGCGUACACGCAGUAAGAGAUGAGUGGCUCGUGGCGCAGUUGGGGAGAAAACUGUGGCGGGAGUAAAACGUAGUUCAGAUACGUAUAUCAAACAAUGAAGAGGUAAUCGUCGGCACGGGAACGGCGGACGGCGUACACGCAGUAAGGGAUGAGUGGCUCGUGGCGCAGUUGGGGAGAAAACGUAGUUCAUGUGAUGGUGGACGACGAAGAGCUCAUGUGAUCGACGUCGAGCGAGAGCGAGAGAGCAGGAGGAAGAGAAAUCGAGAAGAAGAAAUGAUGGAAACACAUUUGAUGUCGAAUCAAAUGCUGCGCUGCGCCCAAUUCGGGCCUGCAACGCAGCUUCUAUCGACGCGCAGAUUCUCUCGCGGCACAUGGAUCGUCGGGCUUCGAUCGGGGAGCAGGAGGCCGAAUGAUGGAGGAGGCUUGAGGGCCGGAGGCGCCAAUGGCGACGACGGCGAGCAGAGCGAGAGCAAAGGGCAGCAAUUGUGGCGGAAGGAGCUGCAGUCGUCGAACGAGCUGGGCCUCUUCGACGACGAGAAGCUGCAGAAUUCCGAACUGCAAAAGGACAUCGAGAGAUUAGCGAAGAAGGAGGAGGUGGAGCGCAUUCUGAAGCGGCCUUACAACGAGGACGCGCCGGCCGCGGCGGGCGAGGGAGGCGCGCUCCUGAGCGUGGUCGAGAAGAUUUUGGUGGCGGACUUUUUCUUCAUCCUCUUCAUCCUCGCGUGGCUCGUGGCCGCGGUGGCCGAGCAAUCUUUCCUGGAUUCGACGAAGCUUAUCGACUCGUGGCUUCCGCUCUGGCCUUCUCUGUUCCAACCCGCUCUGGGCCUUUUCAUGGCCGGGGCUAUCGUGUCGGCAGUGGCCAAGAAGAAAGAUCCAUGAUGCGCAAUUCCUCUGCUUUCGUGUCUUCUUCUUCCUUUGCGGUGUCAGAUUACAUUAUCCUAUCCUCGCAAAGGUGUUCUGAAUUCUGUUUCAGUUUCCACGAAUCAUUCCUCUUCUCGAUACUUCGAUUCUUGCAGUGACGACCAUCGUUGUCUGCGCGUCCACUUUGGGAUUGCUUUUCUGCCACUGCUUGGAUUCUGUACAGGCCCCAAUCUAACGACCGACCAAUGUUGUCACUGUGUGAGCGAUUUGGGUCUUCUCAGAAACAUGCUGAACAUGAUGUUCUCGCAUCAUUCUUGUAUCACGUAGGAUUAUUGGACAUAGUGGUGAAUUCGACCUGCACUAAAUUACACCUGAUCAUUUUUGGAACAUGAAGGAUUAUUAGACAUAGUGGUGGAAUCGACCUGCACUAAACUACACCUGAUCUCAACGUGGCAGCAAGUGUUGUAGGAAGGUUUCACUGCAGAGGAGCAGUUGCAGGUUCUAUCACUGACCCAUGAGUUGUAGGGAAGCAGGAGUGUUCAAGUGUGCAACAGUUGACCGAGAUGUUCUUACCGAACACAAGUAAUUUUUGUCUUGGGUUUGUGAUUCUCAAUUAUAAUUUGGUAAAUGCAAUUGUGUACCAAAUUUACUCGUCAAUUUUUGUUCUUUUGUCACAGAAGUUAUCACGGGAUGGACUUUCUCUCGUCUCGUCCAGGAGCAGUAAGAGUGUCCAAAAUUGAAAUACUUGCGUGCAGUUAAAUGUCAGGAUAAGUAUCGG
Messenger RNA from Marchantia polymorpha subsp. ruderalis, 1669 nucleotides. The record is from the annotation of a GenBank genome assembly. Lineage: Eukaryota; Viridiplantae; Streptophyta; Marchantiopsida; Marchantiales; Marchantiaceae.